Macrosteles quadrilineatus (aster leafhopper) is the source of this 16801-nucleotide messenger RNA. Its product is annotated as bridge-like lipid transfer protein family member 1. NCBI's taxonomy places the organism in Eukaryota, Metazoa, Arthropoda, Insecta, Hemiptera, Cicadellidae. The coding region runs from base 276 to 15386 and encodes 5036 amino acids. Gene Ontology annotation, biological process: synaptic vesicle endocytosis. The transcript has 90 exons. The record is from RefSeq and is a predicted model, not a curated record.
UAGUCUCAACGAAGAUAAAAUGUGACGUUUGUAUUACCUAGUUUAGUUAAGUUCUGUAGUUUUACGAUAAUUCGUUGUUAUCUACAAACAACCAAAUAAAUCGAAAACGUUAGUCAUCUUAUCAUCACUGUCAAGUUGGUAAUUGACAUCCAUUUAUGGCUGUGAGCUAUGAUGUUCGUCAUGGUUCUUCUGUGUGUGUGUGUAAACAAUAAUUUGUAGAUUUUCAUCGGUUAAAACUUUCUUUGUUCAUCGCUAAUCAGAAUCAGACAUUAAUCAUGACUACUUUUGCCAACCUGUCGGUUACCAUGGAGGGGUUCCCUAUGACGGAGGAUGUUCCCUCGACCACUUCCAUUUCUUUCAUCGAAGCCAUCAACCAGAACUACACCAAUGUCAACAUGGAUGACAUCAAGGUGGACAGUACGUUCGCCAUGCUGCUCUGCUCCAUUCUGUUUGCUAUGUCUUGGGUCACUUACAUCACCUACUACAACUCAAGAGUGGCUGGAUACUUCAUCACCAAAGCCCUCAACAGAUUCUUUGUCAGCGAAGGGUACGCAAGAGUCGGUUCCUUCACUCUUUGUGCUCUGUCAGGAAAGAUCAUGUUCAGAGACAUCAUCUACAUCACUCAGGACUACAGUGUGAGGAUACAGGACGGAUGGAUGAUAUUCCGUUGGUGGAGAGCUUACGUGCCAAAAGAUGUGUCAGAAGACUUGUCCCACUCAGACACUCGACUGUCAGUGUUGCUCAACGGGUUUGAGCUCCACGUGUACAACAGAUCAGCUGUUUACGGACAUCUAGAACGGGUCUUUGACCUCGAUCCUGUGUUGUUCCCUUGGGACUCCAGCCUGUUUAAACAUCCUGAUGAAAGAGAAUCUCAUGAUCCAGGAGGGAGGUCGAGGCCUCAACCGGGAGCAGGAUCCUUAGGGAAGAGCUGGAGGGAUCUCAUCCCAGUAAUCAAAGUUGAUGUCUGUUCUGGGAGAGUUGUAUUUGGCAACAGGCUGGUGCCUACAACGUUGUCAAUUUUGGUGGAAGAAGCUCACUUUGUGUAUUCAACCAAACCUGCUGCGUCACGGCUCGACUACUUCAUGCACUUCGCUAAAUGUAAAGCUGAGAACUUCAAGGUACUGCUAGCCCCUAGUCCCAAGUACAUAGGCAUGGCUGAUGAUCCUCCUAGGUACAUGGGGGAAGGUUUUGUAGUUCUCUCGUCCAACAACAUCGAGCUUUACUACUACAUGGACGAACCUGGACUUGUGCCAGAACAGCCAGAGAUGCUGCAGCUCGCCAACGGAGACAUUGUGGAGUCUGCUCCUCCCAUCUGGGGAAUAGAUAUCAAGUGUGGGAAAGGUACAGACUUCAGUUACGGACCUUGGGCUGACAGACAGCGAGACCAUCUAUUCAGGUUCUUCUUUCCACAGGAUUGCCAACCACUGAAAGUUACCCCAGCCCCCAAGCCAGGUGAGAAGAGGAUGGUCCAGUCGUUUGACCUGAGACUCAGCACACUAACUGAAGCUACGAUUGAUAUACUGUUUUCUAAAAACAAGGAGACCAACGCGGUCCACGUGAACGUCGGCCCCGGCUCCUACAUGGAGAUGACUCUGCCCUGGGUCGUGUCGCCGGACGGAUACACCACCAAGGUGAUCGGACAACUGCUCCACCUCGAGGCCACCACGAGUCUCACCUAUCGCAGUCUCGUGGUGAGUGAGACGCUGGAGUUCACCUUGCGCUCCAAGUACCCUCUCAAGUGGAACGGACAUCAGGAGUGGUUACUGCACCUCACUGGCUGCAAGGCGACCGUGUGGUUCAUCUACGCACACAAGGAGUUCUUUCAAGACAUGGUCAACGACUGGUCCAGCAAAGCUCGUCCAGAUCUGCUCCAUUUCAUCCCCUACACUUGGAGGAUCACUCUGCUAUUGAAGGAGUUUGAGUUCAUCCUUCCUUGCAAUGAGUACAACUGGAUAGACUGCUCAUCGCAGAGCCAGGAGAAUAUGUGCAUUGGGUUUUGUGGAGAGUUAUUUGACCUCUCGUUUGACCUUCCUUUUGUGGACUUCUUGCCCGCUGUGCUUCCUCUGAGAUUCUGGAUACAGGGCGAGAGCAUGGACCUGUCUAUGUAUCUACCGGAAGUGUUUACGUCGCAGUGUAUCGUCCUGGCUCUGGACCAGAAUGCAAAGCUGCUGGGUAGAGACGGCAACAUCAUCAACGGAAGACUCAACGAGAACAGUCGCAAGUGGCGUAAUAAGUGUCAGCGAAGCAAUGGUUGGCUAGAUUGCUGGUCUGUGCCGAUAGUUGCGCUCAGUAUAAACUACUCCUACCAUCCGAUGCCUCCGUACGGACCCCCACCUCAGGCUGACAUCACAACUCCGGAGAAGGAGGAGAUAUUGUUGUCUCCAAUGAGAAUCCCCCGGAGUAGGAAGUCCCCGGCACUGCAUCACUGGAGGGAGCAAUCUGGACUUCCAAAGUUUGACCCUACAAGCCUAGCUCCGGAUAAGGUCAGUCUGGAGUUAGAGAUAGGACCCUCUGUACUGUUGGUCUAUGGCUCAUGGAUCAGGGGAUUCGUGAAUCUAAAGGAGAACAUUUUUGGAGAAGACCAAGUGUUCACGGACAUGAAUGAGAAGCCAGAGAUGCCCAGUGGUUCCAAGACAGGUCCUGGUGGGGGUGGCGGGGACACUCAGACCACGACGGGGUCUGACGAUGACACUAUUAGUCAUAAGGAUUUUGACCCCCGCGAGUACAGACCACUAGAGGUGGUGGUGUCCAUCACGAUGCACGAUAUACAGGCUCAUCUAGUCAAGAAUUGCAACGAAGGGGAUCCACCUUGUCCGAUCAUUCUAUUGGAGAGGUUCGGCUUUGAAAUGAAGAAAGGCUACAAGGAGACACAGCUACAGCUGUUGUUAUCACCGGCCAUCCUACUGAGCUCUGAUAAGGUGACGACACGUUCUGUCAAGGACAAACAUCUCAACCAAGGUCAUCUCAUGCUGAGCGGACUGCAGUUGCGAGGACAAGCCAUGUUCAGUGACGAAGGCCGCAAUGUGGAUCAGGAGACAUUGGAGUACGCUUGGCUGUUGGAGAUACAACUCGGACGACUCACUGGCAAAAUGACGACCCCUCAGCUACAUCACCUGGUGACCAGCCUGGAGACGCUGUUGUUGCUGACUAUAGAUGACGAGAACAAGUUGGUGCCCCCGCGGCUCCCCCCCGCCUGUCACCAUGGACUUCCCCCUGCCGAGUGCGGGGAGAGUGAGUCAGACGGCUCCUACACUUGCCCCACUGCUGAUGAGAUCAAGUACCGCAUGGUCAGAGUUGCUGUGGACGCAGUGGACCUCUACAUACUGGAGAGUGGCACGGCCAUCAAUCUCUAUGCUGCUCCCAUACGGUUCUCCACCUGUAACCUUCACGGAAACCAAGUCAAGUCUGGACUGACAGGGGUGAUACCUAGUGUGAAGGUGAGGCAGAUCAUUGCUGCCAACAACCACUUCAGUCACUCGUCCGGAGGCACUAACAGUAAUACCAACACGACAGGCAGUGGUCGGUCUCAACAUGCUAGAUCAGGUACUGGAGAAAACACAGACUUGUGGCUGGAGGUGGGUUCUGUGUCCCUCGGCCCUCUCAUAGUAGAAGCUGCCGUCUCAUUGUCCAGCACUGACCGCAACCUACAUCUAGUGCAGCACAAAUACCUGAAAACACAUGAUGAAAAGAGCAAGAGACUGUGGUUUCUGUGGACCAAUGAUAAGACUUCUAACAGUGUUGGCAAGUGCGGCUGCAUAGGAGGUUGCGUGUUUUUCGGCCAAAACAAGAAUGGGAAGCGAUUCUUCAAACCUAACCGUCAAGACGCUGUAGAUGGGAUCAACAUUGCAGCUUUCAGGAUAAACGAGUCAGGCAAAGAUCCUGGGUUUGGCCAGAGUAUACUACAUGAUGCUCAACUUGUGUUCCACACUCCCCCGUACAACUCUCAUGACGUCUCCAUACAUGAUACUGCAGUGUGGACUGAGCCUGCUGCCAAGGUCAUACCUCUCAAGACACCAGUGGAGAGUCCUCACCUCACCACCAGAGUUGAGAGGUCACGUAGUGUCACGGAGACCAACAAGGACAGUCCUGUCAUGUCCAGGCUGAGCACUGCCACUGUCAGCCCAGUCAGUUGUGUAAAGACCUCCCUGGGGCGCAGGUUUUCUUACACGUCAUACACUAACAGAAAUAUGAACAAUGGACAGAGCCGAGACGUUCCGUAUGCUCGACUCUUGGACACCAGCCCCACCACUUUGUUACCGCCCAAGCUGGACUCGGACUCACGACUUCACUCCACAGAGCGCACUCGAUCCAUCUUAAGUGUUCCCGAGGCUUCAGAAGCACCCAAGUCGAGUGUUAGUGACUCCAAACUUGCCGUGGAUUACUUCAACACCACGGCGCAACAGUACAACGCUCUUGUCAACAGUGUCAACUGUCCAACACAUCCGACUUCUGCUGUGAUCUCGUCAGAGUCAGAACACUCGCUGGGCGCUGCAGUACCGGAGGCAGUGUUGGUGGAGAGGACAGUGUCCAUCUGCAGUGAGAACCAAUCAGAAGCCUUCUUCUCAGCGGAGGAGGAGCUGAGCGGGGGCAGUUUAGGCCAAGCAGGGGUGCCACUACCGUCCAGUCGGUCAUCUUCACUACGUCACUCUCUUGGUAUCUACCGUCAUGACAACAGGGAGAGCAACAUUGUGCCAAAGAAACGCUAUGGCAGUGACAUGAGUAUCGUGGCAGGAGCUGGUAAUGUGACACACUCAGCCAUCACAGAUCUGCAGCCAUUGAGACUCUCCAGCCAUCGCAGCGAUCAUGAGAUACACACUCCAGAACAUCGUAGCAACAUCCGGCUUGAACAGGGUGAAGAGCCCAAGUCGGCUGCUUGUCUCGGCAUUUCUCCCCUGUUGUUGCCUCGUUCGGUCAGUCCGAGGUUCAUGACGGCCAACGUACAUGGUCUGCCAGACUCAUUGGAAUCACAGGAGGCCUCCGCUAUGCUACUGGACUCGUCAGACACCCACUCUGUAUCCAGCACCUCGUUCAUAUCUGCAGUAUCAUCACAGGAAGAUCUGGCUCUAGUCAAUCUACACAUGCAAGUCAACAAACCCAUCGUGGAGUCACCACUGCUGAUGUCGAGCUACGUCAAUCAUCUGUCCCAGGUCAAUUGCACCAAUUGGGCUCAGUCCUCCCUACCACAGGGUUCAGAUGCAUUCACUGUACCUUUGUUCCAAAGGACCAAUGAAGGAAGACUUGUAUACAUUGGGAGCAAGUACACCCCAAGGUUUGAGACGUUGGUGGAAGGUUUCACAUCCCUCAAGAUGGUUGGGAGAGAGAAGGAAACAGCGUCUCCAGCUCCCCCCUCUACCAAGACACCAACCCACCCUUACAACUGGGAGCAGGUCGACCUCAUAUGCAACGAUACCGAUGAAGCUCUAGAAGCAGGUGUGCAAGAAGAACUGCUAUCCCUGCGCAAUGAGAGUGGUACAAGAACUACUCUUGUUGUCAAGAUGAAAGGAGACAUCGACAUCAUGGUCAGUCCAUUGGUGCUAGAAUCUCUUCAGAGGUUUGUAGAUGUACUGACUUCCACUCUCACGUCCCUACAUACACUGAGUGUACUGAACCAUCUUCACCUCAACUGUGUCUCGCGAGUCGAGGCUGCCAACGUGUUGAAGCGUGACCAGUACCUCAGUCAGCUGACUGGUGGAGGUAGUAAACGCAGCACUGCGGAGCGAACUAAGUCUGCGGACGCAGCACAGCCUCUCAACAUCUACGAGGAGUGUAUAGCUACGCAGGUCCAGGGCACUGUGAUACUGCCUAAGAUCAACUUUGCCCUACUACAGGCCAGUGUGGUGGAGGAAGUGAUAUCUUUCUCAGCUCUAGACAAUCUGCGAGACUUGACCUGUGUAUCUCUACUGGCUGUGUCUGUGGAGGGAGUUACUGCGAGGUUCCACUGUGGCAAACAGGCGAGGGAGGUGGUGCAGACGUUCCAUAGACCUACAGUGUUGCCCAGUGGUCAGAAGAAAGGCUUGUUUGCCCGUGGAGGCAAGGCGUUCCUUCUCGGUCAUCAGACGGCGGCCGUCACUGAUGUGGUUACUGGAGAACCUGUGUAUAUUGAGACAUCCGAGAAACAGCAGGAGGAGAGUGUACUGAUGCUGAGAAUCAACAAGAUCCACACACAGUUGCGUCGUCUGCGGAACGAGAGCACUAUUCUGAAAGACGCAGUGAUCACUGCUAUCCCGAGUCAUUGUUCUCGUGUGAUGUUCACGACUUGCACUCAGGUCAACACACCUCCGCAGUCACGCAUCGUUGCUGCGGACAAUUCAGACAACAACACGCACAACAGUGAUGAACCUUCCCUAGUCAGCCUUCCCGAAGACAAGUUAGGCUUCAUCAUGUUCGAGUGUGGUCUUGAAGGUGUUUCAUUCAAGGUCGUGAAGAGGUCAAAGUUUGACAAAGAGGAGGAUGAAGUGAAACCUCUUCCCGGGGAGAAUGAGACAAACUACACUGACUCCGUGAGAUCCAAGGAAGAGAUAGAAGUGACUGUAGUUAAUGAGACUGGCAAGUCUACGGUCAAGGCAGACGACAAAGCCACUCCACAUCAAGACACUCCAAGCAAUGCUCCGACCAAUGGAACAGACGCCAACCAACCGGAAGCAUCUUCAGACCCUGCUGCAAGCGCCUCCCAGACCAACAUUGUUGCUCUUAGAGGGAAAGAUGGAAACGCAUCUUCUUGUGUUAUUGAAGUGAAACAAGUUUGGUUCAACUUUGCUGCACCACCUCGAGCACCCAUCACCCGAAAAAUAGACUACACAAGGCUGGACUGGAACCUUCUGAGUACUGCUUCUCCGGCCAUCAACGCAUGGAUGAACCCCAGCAACAGGUUUGCCAUCAGAGUAGUACACAUGUUGCGAUGUCACUACCGUCGCAGCACUGCCAUCGUCACAUGUCUGAUGUCCGAGGCACUGGACAUACAAGGGAUACAUAUGCCUGUCAAGAGUCGCUACGGCAGGUUCACUCCGCUCUCCAAGACGUUACAAGAAGACCCGUCGUGUCAGCUGUGUACAGUGUUACAGAAGUAUCUGCUGCAGACGACAUCAAACAUUGAGAAUAACCUGAGAGAACCUGACCUGCCGCAUCUGUCUACACUGAGACAGGGAGUUAUUGUCUUAAGUCGUCAGUGGAAAAACAUUCUCUAUACCCCUCUACUGCUAGAACACAACUUCAAGACUAAAAACCUACUUAGGAAACCGAUGAAUGUCACUUUUGCCAUCCCGGAUCCGGACGAGGAGAAUGUGCUAACGGACGGUGAUGGCGAAGGGGAGGGGGAAGGUAGCGGUGAGGAGUGUGAAGUCACUGAUGAGUGCGCCAUGCUGCUUAACUCCGACGGAGGUUCCACAUUGCACAAAGUCCUCAAAGCCACGGCAGCCGCACACAAACACGCUGUGUCCCCAGCUGCCCCCGCCAGGCCUAUGCCCCCCGCUGUGAUGCCUGGGGCUGCUGUCGGAGGUCCCGCUGCACCUUCCCCCCACCACCUCACACCCAUGGACAGCCUGGUGUUCAGCUCUCCUACGUCACCCAACUCUGUACAACAGCCGGUGGGUCGUAAGAAGUCUCUGUUACCUUCUCAUCCACCGUCCUCCUCCCGGGCCAGUAUAGUGUUCCCGCUGCUGAACAACACAAAUCCGUUUCUACCACAUCAACAUCGGCGUACGGACAGUCACGGCGGCGACAAGAAUAUGGUUUUCAACACCGGAUACUCAGCUCUGAAGGAGGACUACAAGUCUCACUCUUCCCACCCGAGCCUAUCCGGCUUAAACAUGGGUGCCCCGGACAGUCAACCCUCCAACUCAAGCCUGGACCAGAAUCUGUCUCCGGGUGUCCCGAAGGAUGGAGAGGAUCUUUACACAUGGAUGGCAAAACAUCAGGACUUUGUUGACACUGGUGACAAGAUCGAGCCCGGAGUCAUCAACAAGGGCGCUUUCUGGGGUGAGCCCAAGAUGGAGAACGGCCGUGUGGGAGUGAGUGUGGCGAACGCCUCGUCCAUGGUCAACCCAGACUAUCUGCUAUUGGCCGCUGCAGGCUACAGUCUCUACCCGAUGCAUGACAACCUGCGGCUGCUCGACGCUCAUCUCAUCUUUGAACCUCUGUUGUCCAGCCUCGGAGUCAUGCCUCAGCAGAUGCUCAGCAGUGCCAUAAGCGGCAACAACUCGCUGGACUCGUGGGGAUCUAACCUGUCCCUGGUGGGAGGUAUGGAGGCUAUGAGGAUUGACAUUGUGGUCAGUGAGUUUGGCAAACCCCAGGACAAGAGAGGCAGGCCCGGGAACAAACCCGGAUCUGCUCAAGGCAAGAACAAGCCUCAAGACAAGUUCUGGCUGGAGAUCCCUCCUGAGACUCCAGCUUUCCUGUGCGAGCGUGUCGGGGUUGAGCUCGAGCUUUGCAGACUGGCAGACAUGACCAUCGUAGAGGACCUGAGUAGACAACGCCGCAACAUGUUGUACGUGAGCCGUGGACAACUCAAGAAACACUCCAACACUGCGCUUAACGUCAGCGUGUCAGUACGUUACAUCUCCCAACAGGUAAACAUGCCCCUGCUACGACUGCUGCACCAGAUCAGCAACAUGUACCAGAAUGUGAAAGAGACCCAAUCAGAAUUGAGAGAGCAGCAGCCCGACAACAAAGUUGUGGCUAAGACUCCCCCAGCUGUGGUAUCAGCCCUAGAUGGACCAGAGAUGUCCAUACCUCUGAUGACCACCGUGCCUGAUCUAGACAAAGGUCGUCUGCCGUUCCCCCACUCACCCAGCGAGACCAAACCUAUCACGUCACCUGCGUCGUCUGUCAGGUCUCGUCACACGUCGUUUGCUGAACGGCUCCGGUCUACUGGCAGGAGCGUUAGAGGAUACCUGAACCUGGGGGAGUCUGCCCCACUGGCUGCUCCAGGACUAGCAGUCAACAAGGAGGAAAGUGUCACUCCUAGGUGUUGGAAAACUGUGUACUACCUACUGGACUUGUACGCCACCAUGCCCGAGACUAAGACAAUAGCACACAGUCGGUUCUCCGUCGGAGGUGAUGUGUCCGAAGGCUACAAAGGCAACAGGAAGUACGACAUUCUGCCGGAGGUCAAGUCCAAUGAUGAUGUGGAAAGGGGGGAACAUCCAGUAGCUUCUACACCGAUCCCUCCACCUAACAUCAACAACAGCAACCAGCGAGAGAUCAGCCUUGCAGGUGAGCGGACACGUCUGGUGGUGCUGGCCGUAGCUAAGAUACAUCGCACCAGACUGUUGGCGACACUGAGUGGGCUCAAGCUGGAGGCUGAGAUCACCAAUCUACACUCGUCACUCACUGUACGCAAGAAGACUCGUCCGGCCAGUCUGGAGUGUUCGCUGACAGGGCAUGUAGGGAGAACCAUGGUGGUACUGCUGGAGGGAGUCGCACCUAACCAACAGACGGUAGUGAAGGUGACGGUGGGCAAGUCUCAAGCACUCUACUCCAGUGUGACUCGCCGAGGCAGAGACAAGAACUCAGGUUUGUUGACCAUCGGAGCUGUGGCCGUGGACAUCCCUCAACACCCGGUGGCUCUGCAUGGCAUGAUGACCAGAGGCAGCAAACAGCUGUCCUCCACACUACAGGAGCUGCGAGUGACCCGAGCGUCUAGCCGGAUGUCCAGAGGUACGACGGUGGACGAGGUUGAUUCUGCCCCACAACAUUCUCCGGGGCAUUCUCACACUGUGAUGCCAGAGACUCACAGACAUCACCUGACAGAGCCUAACAUGCUGCUACAGCCGUUGGUCAUGCAGUUCAGCGUCGUACUGCAGAGUCUAAGUAUCACUGCUGCUCUACUUCCAUCACUACAAGCGCAGUACAAGAUGGACCAAGUCACCAGUACAGGUGUCACUGGAAGCAAGGCCAAGUUUAUCAUAGAUCUGCCGCAUCACUCUCUGUCGUUCUCUACUAAAGUACAGGUGACGGAAGCCAAUCUUCCCUCAGAAGCCAGUAUAGAACUGCCCAAGGUCCAUGUUUCAGCGGAGUACGUACUGGACGGAGUACAACCUGCAGAAGGGCCGUUCUUUGGACAAGAUGGUGUAGUGUUAAGACAUGGUAACUACAUCAGCGCAGUAGCCGACAUUGGAACUUUUGAACAUUCUUUGACUACAGAUCUGCUGAACCAUCUGGUGUUCGUGCAGAAAGUCUUCAUGAAGGAAGUGAACGAGGUGGUACAGAAGGUGUAUGGGGGGGAGAAACCAGUCCCGUUGUGGUUUGAAGAUUCUGACGAUUCCUCCAACUCAUCCACGGUGAAGCAGAUAUUGUUCACUCUGGUCAUCAGGAUUAAGAGGAUUCAGCUGACUGCUACGACACCGACCAACUGCGCCGUUCGUCUAGAGACCGGCGCAGUCGACUUCCAACUGUCCAACAGAGUACAGAAUGUGUCCGGCGCAGCGCAGCCCAACGCUGCACUGAAGAUAUUCGGCAAGGCUCAGGUCGAUGUGAACCUGAGUUUGGGUCAGCUGAUCAAGAACGUUCUCUUUGAGGAGGCCGAACCUGAGUUUCAACAGUUUGCCUUCUUCAAGACUAGAAUCGGCCUCCGUAAUGCGUUCCAAGGGGAGAUGGUAGGACCAGGCAGUGAUGACAAGGAGGUCGUACUGAUCACACUCAAGCGGCCGCUGAUCUACAUACAACCGAUGGCUGUGGACAAGGCGAUCCUCGUCUGGCUCAACUACAAGAACGCCUACGAGUACUGGGCCGAACAGAGGUCUAGUUUGAACAAAGAAGUGCUCACUGCCACCCAGCAGGUGUUUGAAAAGAUGCCAUUUGAGAAACUGAGCACUCCUCAUUUGGGGACUUUGUUUCUCCAACUCACUGUAGAAGACAUGGGAAUCUGUGUUCCUCUCAACCCGUUGCCACCGCCCACAUGGGGUGUCGGGCGUCAGCUGUUCAUGGAGAACGAGUCUUGUGCUGCUGUAGUGGUAACACUGGAGUCCACCAGUAUCUCGGCCUGCAGCUCCGGCUCCCUGGUCAGCAAGGGCAGGUUCGUAGGAUUGUGUCUGCGGUUUGCCGACGACUUUGAGACGUCCCUGGACGACUGGAAGCCCAACACCUCCGAGGCCGCAAUGAACCUGUGUGUUGUGUCCGAGGGAACGUACGAGGUGUGCAGCAGGACGAUAGCGGCUCAGAAGAUGGAUAUUGAGAACGCCAAGUGGUUUCUGAACGUCCAGUGGGCCAUGGAAGGAGUAGAUAUCCAUCUUGACGUCAACAUUGGCAAGCAGUUGUCAGCUCUGGGACAUACUCUGACCACACUCACCUCCGUGCAGGAGGACGAUGCUGCCAACCCGAGCUACGACAGCGACGACGCAGACACUAACGACAAUGCCGACAACAGUCAGGAAAGCAUUCUUUUGCGAAGAGGGAAACACUUCACAUGUGACAGUCUUCCAGCGUUUGCCUUGGAUCCUUCGCUGGACUCUAAGAGCCGAUCCAAACUGAUUGAAAAGGAAAUGUACGAACAAGCGAAAAUCAUCAACGACUUACGAGCCCUCGGUGCUUCACACGGCACCAUUGAAUCCGAAAUGAAACGAUUACGUGAACUGGAGGCUAUGGUUUUCAAGGAUUUCAGGAGGGACAUGAUUCAAAAGCUUCGAAGACAAAGUGUGAAAUCUUCAAACAAAAACAAAACAACAUUCAGGUCGCGAUCGUUCAUUGUGCCGUCGCCUACAUUGGAACAUCAUAUUGAGAUCGACAGCCCUGAUGAGACGGCUGCGGCAAGUGUUACGUCAGGCAGUUUUGACAGUUCGCCUCACUCAGGGCCGUCCAGGUCUGCGUCACUGCGAGCCUCACGUGGUCUAGGCGCUCCCAGGGUUACGUUCAGCGAUGCCCACAACAUUACCAGACAAGCCUCGUUCCCCAGUGCGAGCUCGGAGCUGAGUCUACCCGUUGAUGAUUGGCCGUCAGACGGACUGAGGUCGUCUUUGUCGGCUCACAAGGGUAGUUACGACUCCACAGACGGCAGCACCCUGCUGCUGGUAGAGCCAGAGAAGGAGCAGACGACGCAGAGUCUGUUGUUCUCAGCGCCUAGCUGUCAGAAGCCGCUGGAGCCCAACAUUGACUUUGAACUGGACGUGAAGGUGUUGAUAAACAGUGGCAAGUGUGUGCUGCACACCAAAGACUCGACUAGGGAGGACGAACUCAAGAUGAUGAGCCGGAUGAAGAAGGAGAGGAGUUGCUCCGGAGGGAUGUUUGAGUUCCCAGCGGACGUGAGGGGAAGUCCCAACAUGAGUCGGAGGUCGCAGAAGGAGGGUCGUCACCACACCAGUGCUAAACUGAGACAUCUCGCACCAGCCAACAUGAGCAGUCUGGCCCAGCUGGUGGACCUCACCAUCUUCCACAUACCUGGGCUUGAUGUCAAGGUUCACUAUGAGUCCAAGACCCUGGUGGAGGACGAGGAGUGCGGAGGUCGCAGAGCUUCGGCUGGCACCAAGAAAGCGAGUUUGUUUGCCUGGACUACUCUUCAGAGUAUCCCGGAAGAGACAAUCAUCUCACCCCACAUCCUGGAGUUCCUGGAGCAGACUCUGGAACCAAUCCCAGAGACCAAGAGUCCCUUCACAUCUCCUGGCCCAGUCAACAUGUUCAACAUGAGGGAUGACUCAGGGCCAGGGGCUUGGGUAAAUGCUGCGGGUAAUCAGUAUGCUUACGCCUCAUUCCCCGUCGACGUCAUCGUGUAUUUCCACAUGCAGCCGUCGACUUUCCGCUUCUCCUGCCUGCCUGUGUCUCGUGUGGAGUGUAUGCUACAACUGCCGUCGUUGGAUAUCGUCUUUUCCUCAAAACGAGCGGAAACUGACUCUUCAGGGUUUGGGGCUGGGUCGGCCGCUCAGUCAGCCAUUGGAGGUCUUAGUGUGACUGGUUGUUUGGCAGACUUCUCUGUCUACAUAUUCCAUCCUUACGGUGGAAAGAAGUCAGGUCUAAAAGAGGCGCAAUGGUCUCCCCUGGCCGACAGUGAGCGGAAAGACUCGCUCAGUGUCAACGUAGAGUUCGUCAAGUUCCAUUUGUCUCGUAGUCGCAAGCUGAACAUUGACAACAAGAGCUCCAAGUCUCCCGGACCAGACCAAAGCCAGGCCAUCAUCAGGUUCUCAACCAUCAUAGACAUCGGCUCGGCCUCCUUCAAGUACGACAUGCGCAGGCUGACAGAGAUCCUGGCGUUCCCCAAGGCUUGGUACAGACGCAGUAUCGUGCGACGACUGUUCCUUGGAGACUUCACCACCACGGCUGUAUACAGCGAAGAGGACAGCUCUCCUGAUCAAGAUAUUGAUGUUGAGAUCAGUGAGAGCAGCCCCAUGCUUGGUCCAAACAGAGAAAAACUACGACUCAACCUGGAGUCAGACCUGGCAAGACAUGCUCGCCUUAGAUCUGAUCACAACAAGAGAGGGUCCAGUUCAGGCAGUCCGAGCCCUACAGAGACUAAGACCAGCACUUCCACCUGGGAAACUUUGGUGCUGUUUGCAGUCAACUUCAAGAGGCUCAACGUGCACAUGAACAUGGGCAACGUCAUGGGGAAUGUCAUGUGGCUGACUAAGAACUUCAGGUCAGAAGGGCGGCUGUCCAUCGGUAGCACAGGACAUAAGAACAUGUUCAUUGGUCUGGGUCUGGGGGGCUCAAGUCUGGAGGCCAAGGGUGGCAUUGUGGGUGGCACCAUCGAGCUCAGCAAAAUAGAUACAUUCAUUCUGAUCAAGGAGGACCCAGGCACAGAGCCUGACCACACUGUAGGUCUGAACCUGUUCGCUCUGGAGCUGCGGCUGGACUACAUGGGAACUGGAGUGUUGAUGUGUAGAGUCAGUUCACUGGUAGUGUCACUACGGGACGAGUGGAAGAUGACGAGUCGCAAGUCCAGCAUCGAUGCCUUCAAUCCAACCCGCAGGCCAGCAAUGAUCUUCAUGCACGGAGACAUGGGUUGGGACCAGCUGCAACUGAUGAUCUCCAAAUCCACGACUGUGGACCUGCUCAAGAUGUACUACAAACUAGACGAGUUCUUCUCACAACAGUUCAAGAGCAGCAAACGAGUGUUCUCCGCGCUCGGCAGCUCAGCGUCCGGCAACAACGGCAGCUUCCGCAAACGGCUGCAUUCGAGGAGCAAGAAGAACGGUGAAAGACUGCCAGAGAGUAUGAGCGGCGCAGGCAGUGCGUGGGCUCCGCAGGACGCUCGACAUCACCGGCACUGGCAGCGUGUGUUGGCGCAAGUGGCUGGUCUACACCUGUCUACCGUGCGGCAGCCGCUGCCUCCGUCCGGCACCGUGCUGGGUGGCACCAUGGAGCUGCACGGACACAACAUCUCUCUGGCGUGCUUCCACGGAAUAAACUUUAGGUCUAAGUCCUGGGCGUUGUUUUCACUCAAAGAGCCGUGCAUCUCAUUCGCUACUGAGGCCCAGGAAGUCCACACCAAUGAGAAAACCGAGGCACUAGACGUACACAUUGUACAGACGCUGACGUUCAGCCUAGGUCUGACCGGAGAACAGCCUCAUGCUCCAGAACACCACAGUAUGGCUACAGUGUGUAAAGUGUCCCGCAACAUGCUGUUUCCACCGCAGUUCCGCACACUGCAGGAGUGGUUCCAUUACGCGUUCUCCUGCAGCGAGAUUGACGAGAUAGACAGGUUCCCCAGUGUAGAGCGUGAGAGAGCCGAGAGCGAGGGAGGUACAGUCCGCUCUAGAACACCCAAGCAGGACAACAACCACACCAGGGAGGUCAUCUUUGCACUUCCUUCACUGCAGCUGCACCUCAAGACAGAGCAUUGGCAGGCGGCUCUCACGCCAGAGCCAUCUGACGAUAAACCAAUGGUGGAAUGCAGUUUUGUGACAGAGUUUGAAGACCACAUUUUUGUAACUGUCGAUGCCGAAGCAUUCUUCUUCCUACAUGAUCUCAUAACUUCCUACAUCAGAGAAAAAGAUAGAGUGCAAAUGGGAUACCCUGGCGCUCGUGCUCAGAGUCCUGAGUUGGCCGAGAGACAGUCCAGACGCAGUGAGAGCCGAGAGGUAGGGACGAGCGAAGGAGCGGCCGGAGACGGACGUGCUACACCUACACCCGGCCCCUCCGACGAGGAGAAGAAGCAGAAGAGUUUUGAACACGCGGAAGUCACAGGGUACACCAAGGACUGGCGCGAUUACCACUGCAAGACCUGGCAUCUGGAACCCACCGUCAGAUUGCUGUCAUGGGGUGGCAAGAGUAUAGAGCCGUACGGAGUGGACUACAUUCUGCAGAAGCUGGGAUUCUCUCACGCUCGCACCACCAUACCAAAGUGGAUGCAACGAGGGUUUAUGGAUCCCCUUGAUAAGGUGUUGGCUAUUCUGGUCCUGAGGAUGGUGCAGAUUGUCAGGGAAGAUCCCAAGAUUGCGGAACACAUGAGGCAACGCAGAUAAUCAGUUUACGCUAAACAUUCCUUUGUGCAGGUGUCGUUACCUUUAGUCCAUUAGUCACUGAGUACACUUCGGGUUGGUUUGAGAGUUUUAAAGUGAUCAUAUAUUCAGUCACAGUUGUAAUUUUUGAAAUGAGUUAGUAUAUUGCCAAAGCGAAAGGUUUUAACAGUUUUAUUAAGUUUUCUAUUUUGAAAUUUCAAAAUUUACGUGUUGUAAUGUUUAAGAAUUUUAAUUUAAGUGUACCUGAAAUACAUGCAUCACGUUAGGUUAAAUUUAAAUUGUGAAUAGAAAGUUUAAUUAAAAUUUAAUUUGAGUUCUUUCAGAUUGGAAAAUAAAUGGGAAUAUGACUGAAAUUAGGCCAUUUGGAUUAGCUCAAGUAAUUGAGACUUUCAAGAGUUUGGAAUGUUAGGACGUUAUAAGUGAGACAUCAUAUUUUCAGAGUAGCUGAACUCCUGAUUUUAGUGAUUUAGUAAUACACCCUCCGAUAUUGAUACUGUACAGCCCUUAAUAUAGGAAUUAGACGUGUCUAAACAUUAAGACCUUUGUAUUUAUUUUAUUUAUUGCCGUUUUAACCAUAUACCUUUUGAUUUAGUAAUCCUUAUAGUAUGAGCUUUUAAAUAGUUCUAAAUGGUCUGCUUGUUGGCUAAUUGGCCAUGGUUUUUGGAUCAAUAGUAGAAAAACGUUCUGUGAUUUAAGAGGCAGUCUAAAAAAACUUUAUUUAGUGAAGUCAAACAAGAAUUUUCUAAUAAGUUAUUGCAUAGUAGGAAAAAGUUAGGUGAGGAUACAAUAAAGUCAGAUUUUGUACAUAUCUUUAACAAAAAUCUAUUUAAAAAUUAAUUUGAAAUAAUACCUCAAACCUUUGAUUCACAAAAAUCUUAAUAUAUGAAACUACUUUAUCCAUAACAGUUUAGUUUUGAAUUUAGUUUUGAAGUAAGAAAGAGAAAAGACAUUGUGAUAGGUUUGAAGGUUCGACGUAAAAAAAUCAAUUAAAAAAAACAGCAGCUGUGGAUGGGUUGAUUUAAUUCGCAACUUUGAAAUUAUCGACUUCUCGACCCUUUCCAAGCAUUUAUGACUGUUAAGUUUUUAUAUGUCUUUAUGAAACUAGUUUGACAUAAUUGUUGUUCCAUAUUGUUUAGUUUUGUUGGCUAAAUAUUUGGUUAGAACCAAUAACAACUGAAUGCUAAACAUUUAAGGCCAGCUUUGAAUGUCUAUUACAAGUAUUAUUGUUACUGCUCAAAUUUAAUAUUGUUUAAUAUGUUGAUGUGUAUAUUUUACCCAAAAUGCUUGUAUACUCUAGUCAGCAUGCUAUAUUUUGUUAACAUGGGCUCAUGUUUUAUUGCUAUAAUUUUAAAGCUAAAUGAUUGUUUAUAAUUUAAUUGUUUAUAUCGAUUCUAAGUAAUAAAUCUAUUUAUUUUAAA